GAUCCAGCAGGUUUUGUGCACAAUUACCGGACGAAUGCACCUGUCUCGCAAUCAAUAUGCAGCCAGGAAAGAUGACAUAAAUUUAUGACAAUGACUCACGCACCAGCAGCCCUUUGUCACCAUGACUACACAAUCGGAUGGAUUUCCGCUCUACCCUUGGAGAUGGCGGCGGCCACCGCCAUGCUCGACGAAAGACACCCCGAUCUGCCCACCAAACCCAACGAUGACAACACUUACAUUCUUGGUAGAAUCCACGUCCACAAUGUCGUGAUUGCCUGUCUCCCUGCAGGUGUUUACGGCACGACCUCAGCUGCCACCAUAGCGAGUCAAAUUCGGUUGACAUUCCCCGCAAUUCGAGUCGGCUUGAUGGUCGGCAUUGGGGGUGGGGUGCCCGGAACCGCGGAAGACAUCAGACUUGGAGAUGUGGUCGUUAGCAAGCCAACCAGGGAUCACGGUGGGAUUGUACAAUAUGAUUACGGCAAGUCCCUGGCCGGCGGGGUUUUUGCACGACAGGGGUUGCUGAACAAACCACCGCCUAUCUUGGUGACAGCGAUCUCUCGACUGCAAGCGGCACACCUCACGAGGCCAAGUCAAAUCUCAUGGCUAGUGUCGGCAGGCGCGAGGUCUUCCUGUUUCGCUUACCCGGGCGCUGACCGAGAUCUACUCUUCGAAGCCGAGUAUGACCACUUAAGUUCAGAGAGUACUUGCCACAACUGUGACAAGAGCAGACGCGUUGAGAGACAAAAUCGAAAUCUGCGGGACCCUGUCAUUCACUACGGACUCAUUGCCUCUGCGAACCAGGUGAUGAAGGACGGACGCCUGCGGGACAAGUUAGCCCAGGAACUCGGCAUACUGUGCUUUGAGAUGGAGGCGGCAGGCCUCAUGGACAGCUUUCCGUGUCUUGUUGUCCGGGGAAUCUGCGACUACUCGGACUCUCACAAGUCGAAAGAGUGGCAGGGAUAUGCGGCGGCAACCGCCGCGGCUUACACCAAGGAAUUGCUGUCAGUGAUCCCUGCCAAACAAGUCGAGGAUGAGCCAUCAAGCCUCUCCGGCGUCUAUGCGCCAUAUCUUGAUAGGGCGCGCUCGUCUCGGAGUGUGACUUCUCAGCGCAGCCAAUACGAUGAACAGGAGGAGCUACUCGAGCAGAUCUCAUCCUAUCACUAUGAACGAGUUCACAGAAGGCUUGCGCAUAAACGACUGGCUGGUACUACUCAAUGGUUCUUGGACAGUCGUGAGUUCAAAACAUGGCUGAAGAGGCUAUCGAACAAGCUUUGGUGUACUGGGAAAAUUGGCUCUGGCAAGACAGUGAUUGCUGCGUCUGUGAUUGAAGCUAUCCGAUAUAAUCCGGAUAAUACUCCUACAAUAUUUUUCUACUGCGAGAACGAUCAUGGCGACUCCCUAAGGGCCUCUUCGAUCUUGUCUAGUCUAAUCAGACAACUUUGUGAAUUUCUGCACAAGAACCGGAGACCAUGGCCAGUGCUACUGAUGCAAGAGAUUCGAAAGUCUUUCGGGAGCAAGAGAGUCAUUCCCGAUUUCGACGACUUGAAAUACAUCUUCCAAGAGCUUUUCGAUCUUGUGCCAAGGGCAAGUUAUGUCUUAGAUGGUCUUGAUGCAUUGGACAACGACCAAAGCAAGCUUCUACUUACAGUCAUUCGGUCGCUGUUUUCCGGAGCCGCAGAGCUCCAAGGUCAACGUAUUGUCCUCUUCAGCAGAGACCAAAUACCCGGUUAUGUCAACAUCGAGACGCUUAUGCCUGGAAUUGGUCGGAUCUCGACUUCCGACAAAUCAAACACGAUCAGCGAUAUUCAAACCUACAUAGACUACAGUAUCAGGGACAAGACAAUGUACCGGAAGCUCACGGAUGAUCCUCUCCUUGUAGAAGAGGUUCAGGAUGUGCUACUGAGAGAAUCAACUGGAAUGUUCCUCUGGGUCCAUCUUCAACUGGAGAUUCUCUGGAGCACUUGUUUUACAGAUGCGGAAGUUCGCUUAGCAUUGCGCCAACUGCCCAAGGAUCUUGAGGAGACAUAUCGACGAUGCGCUGAUCGGAUAGGUGCGCAAGACAGCAGGGCGUUGAAAGUGCUCAAGUGGGUUAGCUUCGCCUCGCGACCUCUGCAUCUUGAAGAGUUACGUGAAGCGGUCGCUUUUGAGAGGGAAGACACCACCUAUGAUAGCAACAAGCUUCCACGAGGUGACGUCAUUAUUGGUUCUUGCGCCAAUUUGGUGGUGCUUGAUCCAAUAGAUCUUUGCGUUCGAUUUGCUCACCCUUCGAUCAAGCAGUACCUUGCGAAGAAUGGUGUCCCGGGCUAUCAGUACUCUUUCGACAAGGAUCAGGGUGAAUUGGAAUGCGGCGAGUUCUGCAUUGCGUAUCUCUCCUUCUCCAACUUCAGUCUUCAAGUCGAGCACAAGUGCGACGUAACGACAGAGGCUGUAGUCCCAAGCCCCGUGCUGCUUGCAGGGACAGCGCUGAACUCUUCUCUCAGGUACUUCUUUCGGCUGCCAAACGGCCCGAGACCGCCUAAACCUCUACACUUACGCAGCAUUCGCACGCCGACUGUCCCGGAUCGAAGCCAAUACAGAUUCCUCAAUUAUGCCAUUUCGAACUGGACUUCCCAGACGCGGGAUCUCACAAGGAACUCCCCAAUGUGGGAGAAAUUCGAGAAGCUCGCGACAUGUUUUAACGAGACUUGGAACUUCCAUCCAUGGAAGCCUGGUGGUCGCUCCACCCGUUCUCAAUUACAUAGUCUUUUUGGAUGGGCUGUGCGGGACAACCAUUUUCCGCUUCUCUCUAUAGCUCUCACUUGGAAGAGAGAUAUCCUGCAGAUCUGCGAUCUUCCAUUGGUAGAAAAAGGUCUUCCCGCACUCCACGUUGCCAUUAAGCUCAAGCAUAAGAGCAUCAUCGAAGCUUUGUUACAAAUAUGCAAUGUCAACCUCGUGGAUACCGAGCUGUAUUCCCCCCUGCACCACGCCAUCGCUCAGAAUGACACCGGAAUGAUAACCAUGCUACUCGGCGCCAAGGACAUAAAAGUGGACAAUUUCACGCCUACAUUGAGCACGCCGCUGUGUUUUGCAGCACGACUUGGACAUUAUGAGGUAGCAGAACUUAUGAUCAAUAACGGAGCUACAGUAAGUUCGGCACCGACAAUUCUGCCUCUGUGGUGGGCGGCGAAUUAUGGACACACGGAGCUCGUAAAGCUCCUCGUCCGCCACGGAGCGAGCUUUUGGGAUUUGGACAGGAACGGCCGGUACCUUCUUCGAAUUGCUGAAACAGACAAGAAAGGGGAGAUGGCUGCUCUCCUGCGCGAACUUGCGAGGGUUCCAGCUGGCCGACACAGACUCCUAAUCCUGGGUGCUGCGGAGUCCGGAAAAUCAACAAUCGUGAAGCAGAUGAAAGUCCUAUACAUGAAAAAAUACACGCCCGAAGAAUUGGCCCUAUACCGUUCAAUAGUGUAUAAGAACCUCCUCGACUCUGCGGACGCAUUGCACAUGGCUGUUCGCGAGUCGGGAUUGUUCUUUCACAGCGAGGAGGCUCAAAUUUAUUCAUCUUGGUUUCCGCUGUCGAAGAAAUGCCUUCUGCCAGAUGAGACUUUCGAGUCGGGAACCUCUAAAGCAGUAUCAGCUUGGUGGCAUGAUCCCGUCAUUCCCUUGCUCAUGGAGCAGCGAAUGCAAUUCUAUCUGAUGGACUCGGCACCCUAGUCAGAUCCCAGCGGACUCCGUGCCGUUUGGAUGAGUCACUGACAUCUGUUUUAGUUUAUUCGACAAUGUUGAGCGGAUAACGGCUCCCGGUUACCUACCUACGGAGGCGGAUGUGCUGCGAGCCAGGAUGAAAACUACGGGGAUAUACGAGACCCAGAUCUCCAUUGGCUUUACAAAUUUGAAUGUGUACGACGUUGGAGGCGCCAGAAGCGAACGAAAGAAGUGGAUUCAUUGCUUCGAGAACGUCUCAGCCAUUAUCUUCUGUGUUGGGAUGAGUGAGUA
This is a messenger RNA of Aspergillus saccharolyticus JOP 1030-1, 3975 nucleotides long. RefSeq lists its product as uncharacterized. Gene Ontology annotation, biological process: nucleoside metabolic process; G protein-coupled receptor signaling pathway. Bases 85 to 3693 code for a protein of 1202 amino acids. The record is from RefSeq and is a predicted model, not a curated record. The transcript has 8 exons. NCBI's taxonomy places the organism in Eukaryota, Fungi, Ascomycota, Eurotiomycetes, Eurotiales, Aspergillaceae. Gene Ontology annotation, molecular function: GTPase activity; guanyl nucleotide binding; protein binding.